Messenger RNA from Apis dorsata (giant honeybee), 1998 nucleotides. RefSeq lists its product as uncharacterized. The record is from RefSeq and is a predicted model, not a curated record. The coding region runs from base 90 to 1424 and encodes 444 amino acids. The transcript is spliced from 4 exons. Lineage: Eukaryota; Metazoa; Arthropoda; Insecta; Hymenoptera; Apidae.
CACUGAAUAUAUAUAUAUAUAAUAAACAAUAUAUUGGCGCUAUAAGAUUUAAAAGAAAUAAUCAAUUUGAAAAAAAAUUUUUAAAAAAUAUGGAGGUGUGUGAUGUUUUACGUAAUGUUAUUGAUAAUGAAAAAGAUUUAGAAGAAAAGCAAGUACCCGUAAAUGAAGUGAAAGACAAAUUAAAAAAACAAAUAAAGCAAUUGAAGUCUCUAAUUUUACAAAUUGAAUGUAGUUUGGAUAUAUUAAAAUUUAAAAAUACUAAAUGUGUUUUUCGUUCAAAUCUUGUUAAUAACUUAAAUACUGAUAAAAUUCCAAAUGUUAAUUUACAAUUGAAAUCCGAAUUAUAUAGAUAUUCUGGCUUUUAUUGUGUCAAGUUUUCAGAAGAUGAAUAUAUAUUUAAUUUUUCACCUUUAAAUAAGUAUGAUAGAAAAAAUAUUUUUGCUAUACAAAUAUUAAAUAAUCAAAAAAAAGGAACUUUAGGAAAAUGGGUAAUGCCAAUGAGUAUUGAUUUAAAUGAUUUAACAUCUGACUUUCCUAUCACUGAAUUAAGAAAAAUACCUCAUUUCUUAAAAAUUUGUAAACAACAUAUAGAUUCUUAUUUUAUACGACAGACACAAUAUACUGCAUUAAUGGAUAUUAUUUCUCAUACGAAAAAUAGUACUUUACAAUCUAAUUUAGGAUAUACGCAAAUUAGUUUAGAAUUGAUGGGUCUAUAUUAUAAAAAUACUGAUUCAUACAUAAAUAUAAUUAUAUAUCUCUUAUAUAAUAUCAGUGAAGCUAGACCACACAAAAUUGAAGUAAAUUCAACAACACAAGAUGAAUUAGACCAAAAUGUAAAAAAACAUCUACAAAAAUCUUUGGUAUGUUUUAAACAAUUUGAUUUGCAUAAAGCAUUUGAGAAUAUGUUGAAUUUAGAAGCAUUCAAAUGGACAAAAGAAAAUGCUGAAGAUAGUCCAUUGGAAAUUAAUAAUUUAAGUAAUUCAGAUGAAGAAGGAUUUUUAAGCACAUAUUCAAUUACACAAAAUAGAUCUUUGAUACAUCAUAAAAAAAGACGAAAAAAGAGAAAAAUAAAGGAAGAAAAUUUCAGUAACAUUUUAAAUUUACAUGAAAAUCCUAUUCAAAAUAAAGAGCAAAUGUCACAAAAUAUUAAACAAAAUAUAGAUGUCAUAAAAUUGACACCAAAAUUAAUUAACUUUAAAGAAAAAAGAUUAAAACAGACAAAAUUGAAAUUUCAUUUGAAUAAUUUAGAAAAUGAAUCUUCUGAUACAAUUGCAUUUAAACAUAUGCAAAUAAAUAAAAAAUUAAUUAAACCAUUAACUAGUACUCCAAUACAUCAAAAUAAACAUUCUUCUGAUUCCAUCACAUCAACCAGUAUUAGUGAUAUUACAAUAACUAAAAAUAAUUCAGAUAUUGAUAGAAAAUGAAAAAAAAUCAAUUUUAGAAUACACUUAGAAAAUUAUUGCAAAAUAAAAUAAAAGAAAAAGAAAAAACUGAAAUGUAUAAUAUAAAUAUUCAAUAAUUUUUUAAUUAAUUGUAAUAUAUUGUAUGUUUCAUAUAACAUUUAUACAUGUAUAUAUAUUGUUUCAAAAUAAAUCUUGUCUUUAAUUUAAUUUGUUUUAUUGUAUUAAAUAACAAUUGGUGCUUGAACAGAUCAGCAAGUGCAAAUAAUAAAGUAGAAAUACUGUCUUAAGCACGUCAAUUCAACAUCGAAUGUCGUUCACUUGUCAUUAUUUAACUUACAUGAAAAUUUUUCAACAUUAUACCCAACAGUAGGUACUAUGUCUAUGCAACGGUCAUCCUCGCGUUUGAAAUUAUUUAUGACCGUCGACUUACCACUAUUAUUAAGGCCCACUACUAAAACGUUUACUUCUUUUUUCUUAAGACCUAAAAGAUUUGCUAAACGAUCAAAUAGUCCCAUUUUCUGUACUCUCUUCAAAGUUACGUGUUUAUCGAAUAUCAAUAAUCUACGCUAUAAUAUUGACUACUAUGAAGAUAAUA